UGUAAUUUGUAAUUCAGUAGUGGUAAGGGUGUGGCAAAAUAGCUUCUAUUGAGCCAAGUACAGAAAGCUAUUCUGAGUUCGUUUCCACCAGUGACUCAGAUACAUGUCCAGUACACUCAAAAACUGUCACGCAGUCUUGACGGUUAUAGCUAUGCAAGUGUCUCACUGGAGGCGGAUGUCGCCUCCGUCGCCCUUAUCAGUCUGUUCUCCGAUCGUAGGGGUUGGACUGUGUUGCCCAUAUCCCUCGUUCUACGCUUUUAGCGUGAUGAAAUGCCUGAUACACAAACGGUAUACGGGCGUAGAGGGUAAGAAUUCACUUCUCCCAGGCUUACCUCAAAGCCUUCACUCCGCACGUAAAAAGUAUUGGCGAGUGUUGGAACAAUCUCUCCAGAAACACGAUCGACAGCUCCUCCACUCUCUGAUUGGAGGGACUUGAUCUUCACCAAAUCCAAUGUCGUCCAUGCUGUUGGCUCCGGCAAUGCAGGCAAAAGCCCAGCUCGCUGUCAAACCCUUCCUAUGCACUCAUAUAUUCAAAUGCUGCGCUUCCUGUCUACCUGGUAAAGCAAUGCCACAUAUCCAGCACCCGGCAGCCGCGUAUAUGACCGAAACUCUCCGGGAUUCGCCGGUUUCUCAGUAGCAGGGGAUUCCAGCCGACGUCUCUGUCGAAUGAGCCUCUGAAGCUUCUGCCAAAUCGACUUGGCGUCAUUGGAUUUGCCGGGUCUUGUGCUCGCUGGUGGCUCACUCUUGUUGCCGCCCAACACAUCAGUUUCCAACUCCUCCAGGGCCUCAUGGUGCAUGCUGAUGAGCUCCUGAGGGGCAGAAGAGGUGACACAUUGGUUCCCUCGGUUUCUUUCUUCUUCUGUUCUGACCAGAAUGCGGACGACGCGCCUGGAGAAGUCAGCGUUUGUCGGUCGCCUUUCCUGCGGCGUCUGUCCUCGGUCCUCAGCCUGUUCUGCCACACGCGAGACGAACGCACCCGGCGCCAGCUGCGCCCCAACGGCAAUGGGUAGAGUUGACUUUGCCGCCUCCAGGAGGUUGAAGCGCGAGCGGGAGGUGGGGUCCCCAUCUGUGCUCGUGGUCCUGGUUGUCGCGGUGUGCAGCGAAGCAGUUCCCGCCGACGCCAUCUCACCAGAUACUGCGUCCUCAGCAAGAUGGGUGUUAUGCUCGAACUCUAACGCGUCCACCAACAUGCCAAAAAGAGAUUGCAGCGUUGACCUUCGGGCCUGGGACAAGAGACACACAGCACCAAAGCGUCUACCGUUUCUACACUCGUGUUGUUUCAAUCCUAUUUACUUGUAUAGCGUAUGAACGCCUUAAAUGCCUCUCCAAGGAGUCAAACUCUCGUUCGACUUUCUCAGAUGUACGGCAGAGACCGGCCUUGACGUUCAUGUACUUGGAAUAACAGCAGAAGGAUCGUCUCAAAUCGCUGUCACGUUGGUGUGCAAACAAAUAUAAGACGAGCUGUCGUAGAGCGAACAAGGCAGCGAACUUUCAAACCUUACGCUUUCAGCUGGUUGAAGGCGUUGCGGAGCUUCUCGCGGUGACCGUCGGAUGCAUUUAGGCGCCUUACUGUGAGUUCCGCGACGUGCAAAACACCACUACGAACUGUAUCGGCUCCGCGCGUCUAGCAACCAACCACCUUACUUGCAACUUCAUUGUAGUCUACCUGUAGAUAUAUGCAACAAGACAGCCAGAAACUGUAUCGACUAUAUAGCUGUCUAAAGGUUCAGAUACCAAUGCGAGGCGGUCUGCGUAUUUAGUCAUCUGAUUGCAGUCAAGAAACGGCGUCAAACCCCGAGAUGCUGAUGCCCUUCCUUACUUUCAUUCGGCCCCAAGAAUCGAUCUCUGUCACGUACGCUUGUCCGUGGUCUUUCAUUAUAACCGCCGCACGAUCGAACGGACCUGCUCAGUACAACAAGCACAGAUGCGGGUCCCUGACGCUUUGACGGGGCUUUGGCUUCUGACACUUGUUCCAGAACCGCCGAAACAUUGUGACGAGCGCUGCGUACACAAGAAAAAGCUGGUCUCCGCUCGUUCCCGUUACUCUUGGUUGCUAACCUUCAUAGAAGUGCAGCGUGUUGAAGUUUAGAGAUGUAAGCAGAAUAUCUCCAUCCUGCAAGCUGCACUCGAUCUAAGUCAACACCACGAGAGGCAGGAGUCAGACUUCGAGGUGGUGGCCUUUGAGUCGUCCUUUCUUCUUCUUUCUUCUUUUCUUGUUUUACGAGGUAAUCGGUGGUGAAACCUGGAGAAUAAGACAUAGCCAUCGCCUAGGAAGAAGAAAUAGAGAGGCAGCAGUCUUGGUGUUUUACCAUAGCGUUUGCCAUAAAACGGGACAUCUCCUGCAUAUCAGAUCCAUCACGCGAGCAUCCUUCGUACGACCGGAACGUUUACCAGCCUGUUGAGCGGUUUCUUUCUGCAUCAGCGCACAUUAGCACCAAACAGAAGAUGUAGCCAAUGGCCAAUGAUUAUGAAUGCUUGAUGGAAUUGAGGCCUCAUUACCGUGAAUGCCACUCGAUUUUUCCAUUUCCGAUGCACCAGCGCGAGUCGGCGCAGCUCCCAGAAACCCUGCAUGCACGAAAGCAAGACAUGACGCAAUCAUCGUCAUGGGUACUUGAUCCUACCACUACGAAAGGAACGGAUAUGCAAAAGGACCCGAUGUACACUGAAUUCAGAGAGGGUGAAGCGACAAUCACGUAUUGCGCAGAUGGCACUUCUGGAAGAUCUGAUCAUCAGCACUUACUCAAGUUGUCUCUCCUGAGCUCAGCUGAGUUCAAGAAGAAGCCAGCCCAACCCCUUCGGAUGAACAAUUCUUUACCCGCGCUCUGAAAGGAUCAGCAAGUGUCUGAAUGCUAACUCCUCUGUGUGCUGUUUUGGUGCUCCUUGCCAUCGUCUCGGAAGGGGAGGCGCCAAAUCCUUGCUCGUCUGCCU
Molecule: messenger RNA, 2928 nt
Organism: Vitrella brassicaformis
Lineage: Eukaryota; Vitrellaceae
Source: the annotation of a GenBank genome assembly